Messenger RNA from Arvicola amphibius (Eurasian water vole), 1153 nucleotides. It is a transcript of the gene Pgpep1, whose product is annotated as pyroglutamyl-peptidase I. Bases 76 to 705 code for a protein of 209 amino acids. The record is from RefSeq and is a predicted model, not a curated record. Gene Ontology annotation, biological process: proteolysis. Gene Ontology annotation, cellular component: cytosol. Gene Ontology annotation, molecular function: pyroglutamyl-peptidase activity. NCBI's taxonomy places the organism in Eukaryota, Metazoa, Chordata, Mammalia, Rodentia, Cricetidae. The transcript has 5 exons.
GGGCGGCCGGGCGGGGCUCGCGGUCGGAGUCCGCUCCAGUCUCUGCCGCCUCGGUCCCACUGAGCGUGUCCGGCCAUGGAGCAGCCGCGGAAGGCGGUGGUGGUGACCGGGUUUGGGCCUUUUGGGGAGCACACUGUGAAUGCCAGCUGGAUCGCUGUCCAGGAACUGGAGAAACUGGGCCUUGGGGACAGCGUGGACCUGCACGUGUAUGAGAUCCCUGUGGAAUACCAGACCGUCCAAAGGCUCAUCCCUGCACUGUGGGAGAAGCACAGCCCCCAGCUCGUGGUACAUGUUGGGGUGUCGGGCAUGGCCACCACGGUGACCCUGGAGAAAUGUGGGCACAACAAGGGCUACAAAGGACUGGAUAAUUGCCGGUUCUGCCCCGGCUCACAGUGCUGUGUGGAGGACGGCCCUGAGAGCAUCGACUCCAUCAUUGACAUGGAUGCUGUGUGCAAGAGGGUGACCAUGCUGGGGCUGGAUGUGUCUGUCUCCAUCUCCCAGGAUGCUGGCAGGUACCUGUGUGAUUUUACCUACUACACCUCACUCUACCAGGGCCGCGGCCGGUCAGCUUUCGUCCACGUGCCCCCCCUGGGCAAGCCCUACAAUGCUGACCAGCUAGGCCGGGCUCUGAGGGCCAUCAUCGAGGAGAUGCUGGGUGUCCUGGAGCAAGUGGAAGGGGACAUCAGCUGCUGUCACCAGCACUGACAGCCACACACACCCAGCGCUGUGAGAGGAGGUUCUAGCUUACACAUCCUCUCCUCGCCUUGGUGGACUGCAAGGCAGUGGAUGGAGCUGUCGUCUGGAGACACAGCUGCUGUCCCCAGAGGCCAAGGCUGGGACCAGGGCGAGAUGGCCACAGGCUGGUGGCCUGGACACCUGCCAUCCGCUGCCUGGCCCCAGCACACUUCGCUUUCCAGGGGCUGUGGACAGGAGUCAGAGCUGCCUCUCUGGUGGGGUCUCACCAAGUGUUAGAAAGGAGUUGGCGCUAAUCCAUGCCCCUAAGCCCUGGAUGGUCCCCGGUAAAGCCACCUGGAACUUGACUGCCUUUUCUGUCCCCCCACUCUCCUCUCCCUUUCUCCUCCUCCUCCCCCCUCCAGUGCUAGACUAGGGAACAGAAUAAUUUAUAUCCCCAUUGUUAAAACUUCAGGCUUAA